Messenger RNA from Eleginops maclovinus (Patagonian blennie), 3687 nucleotides. It is a transcript of the gene alg2, whose product is annotated as ALG2 alpha-1,3/1,6-mannosyltransferase. NCBI's taxonomy places the organism in Eukaryota, Metazoa, Chordata, Actinopteri, Perciformes, Eleginopidae. Gene Ontology annotation, cellular component: endomembrane system. The coding region runs from base 120 to 1337 and encodes 405 amino acids. The transcript is spliced from 5 exons. The record is from RefSeq and is a predicted model, not a curated record. Gene Ontology annotation, molecular function: GDP-Man:Man(1)GlcNAc(2)-PP-Dol alpha-1,3-mannosyltransferase activity; alpha-1,3-mannosyltransferase activity.
CAAAUAAUUCGAGCCAACAUGGCGUCCUAACGUUACAGUUUCAUGACAGUUGUACAUGCUGAUACUGGCUUCUAGAGAAGCAUAGUCAUAGGUUUCCAAACUCGGACAAGAUCCAAAGGAUGGCGCGGGUGGUGUUCCUCCAUCCAGACCUUGGUAUUGGUGGAGCUGAGCGUCUGGUGGUCGAUGCUGCUGUCGCUCUGAAGUCUAAGGGAUGCAGUGUUCAGAUAUGGACGGCCCAUUAUGAUCCAAAUCACUGCUUCUCUGAGACGCUGGAUCCAGAACUGCCUGUGGUAUGUGUGGGUGAUUGGCUACCCACAAAUGUGUUUGGUUACCUGCAUGCCCUGUGUGCCUACCUGAGGAUGAUCUUCGUGGCCCUCUACCUAGUCUUCCUCAGCGGGGAGGAGUACGAUGUCAUCUUCUGUGAUCAAGUGUCAGUGUGUAUCCCGGUGCUGCGACUGUCCCGUCACAGGAAGAAGGUUUUGUUUUAUUGUCACUUCCCAGACCAGCUGCUGACCCAGAGGAAGUCGGCCCUGAAGAAGCUAUAUCGGGCUCCCAUUGACUGGAUGGAGGAACGCACCACUGGCAUGGCUGAUAUGAUUCUGGUAAACAGCAGGUUCACCGCAGGCAUCUUCAGUGAGACCUUUAGUGGUCUAAGAGGAGUUCAGACGGAUGUCCUCUAUCCCUCCCUCAACACAAGUACCUUUGACCAGCAGUCCACUGAAGCACAAGGCCUGGAAGGGCUUCUUCCCGAGGGUACCUCCUGCAUGUUUCUCUCUCUGAACCGAUACGAGAGAAAGAAGAAUCUGGGGCUGGCUCUGGAGGCUCUCGCCACCCUGAGGAGCUGCCUUCCUGCAGGCCAGAGAGCAGGUAUUCACCUAGUGGUGGCGGGGGGCUAUGAUGACAGAGUUACUGAGAAUGUUCAACAUUAUACUGAACUGAAAGAGCUCACAGCGCAGCUCCACCUGGAGGACUGUGUCACUUUCUUGCGCUCCCCCUCUGAUUCAAUGAAGGUGGCUCUGCUGCGGGGCAGCGCAGCCGUGCUCUACACCCCGAGCAGAGAGCAUUUUGGGAUUGUUCCUGUAGAGGCCAUGUACUGCUGUUGCCCUGUUAUCGCAGUAAACUCUGGGGGACCCCUGGAAAGCGUGGCAGACGGGGAGACAGGCUUCCUGUGCGAGCCUCAGGCAGAGGCCUUCUCUAAGGCCAUGGAGAGGCUCGUGAGGGAGCCACAGCUCCGCAGGGACAUGGGACAAGCUGGGAGGAGGAGGGUACAGGAGAAGUUCUCUCUUGAGGCCUUCUCAGACCAGCUGUACGGGUACAUUGUAAAGCUGAGCCAGUGAUGGUAACGCAAAAGACAGGUUAAACAAACGAUCCUAUACUGAACUGUGAAUUGUCUGUGGUCUACUGGGGUCUGCAGUGAGGUGAAGUGAACGUCUGCUAACAGAGGAUGUAUGUGUAGAUGUGCGGGGAGGCGGGAGUAUUAUCAGGACUCAGAGGAAAAUCAAUCAGCAUUCCCCUGGAGGGGUUGCUGAGAGGGAAAAAAAGGGCGGAAUCUCUAUACCAAUUAAGACAAGAAUAACGAGUUUACCUACCAUAUCUCUGGAAAUACCACACCUGCAAGUGUGUAUGUGAGUGUGUGAUAUUGUACAUGUGUAGCAGCGCCAGUACCAAGAGCCAAGCAAAUGAGCAUACCAAAAGGAUUGAGUGUUAGACAGAAAUGUUUUGCACUGUGUAUGUUUUUUUCCCCUUGCUUUGAUACAGUAAUCUUUGUCUUUGUGUGUUUGGGUGAUGAAGAAGAAGAAUGUAGUUACCACCAUGUGCCAUCAGGCAUUGCACAGUCCCAGAUCGAUAAACGGGAUGCUUUCCUCCACUUCCUGUCCGCGCAGAGCUUUGUUCCACCCCUCGCAUUCAGAAAACGCUGGCCUGCUCUGACUCUUGCUGCUGUGUGGAAGUUAUUAGCAGAUGACAGAGAGUGUUUGGCUUUAUUAGAGGUCUAGUUGAUGGGCAGUGUGACUGUGUCUGGGUCAUUAUCAAUGAGGAGAAUAGCAGAAGGUCAUUGUGUCUCCAGCUGGCCUCCUCAGCCCUCCUACUGUAUAGAAAAGCUUCUAUUGACAUUCCUGAAGUCUUAAUAAACAAGAGGACACAUACUUUCAUGACUCUUUAUGGGGUUUGCUUUGUUGGUAAGUUUUUGGUCUUUAAUAGCCUUUGCUUGGAACAGAAAUGUUGUUAAUGUUUUUUCUUUCAUUGAACAGGUUUGAUUGUUCCUUGUUUUGAAAUGAAACAUUCUCAGACAAUGAAUCAGCUAAAGAGUUUUAUUUUUGCUCAUUAACAAAGUCAAUGGGACAGAUUGUGUACGUGGGAGGCGCCGCAGAAGAUCUUAAGUUUCUGUCUCCAUCCGUUGUUGCAUUAUCAUGUGCAGAGUUUGAGAUGUGUCCCCAGGUGUGUCACUCUUUUCCUUAAAGGGAAUCUAUAAAAAGAGUAAAUAAUAAUUAUGAUAUCAAAUCAUAUGAAGAUUGACUAUAGAUCAAAUAUAAAGCCCACCAAACAAUCACUUGGAUAAACCAACCUGGUUGCACACAGCAUGGCCGUAUCGAACAAAUGUGGCGAAAUGCUCACUGUUGAAGUUCAUCAGGUCGUAUUUGAACUCCUGAUGCAGGAAAGUCUCACAGCGAUUGGUCAUCGUCUCCUCUGGAGAUGGAAACAGGUUGUGCUUGUUGUUGUUGACCCUGAUUCGAGUUCCCAGCGGCACUUUGAUCUCUGUAAUGCGCUGAGUGCAGAUCCUGGUCUUCCUCAGAACACGAUCACCUUUUGACUUUGGAACCAUUUGGAGAAGGAAGCUGCGGCAGGCUCUCUGUGUCAUGUUCUCAUCUUACCAUAACCAUGAAACACAGUUAAAGACAUUUCAGUAAAUUAAAUCUGGUUGAUUUUAAAUGUCUCAGUGACACUUUUUAAGUUCUAGAAAUGCAAUGUGAUACAUUUUAAAUGAAGUCCCAUUUCAUUUUCUUACCUCCCACUCCAAAAUGGAUAACACAGCCUUCUCCAACAUAAACACCCCAAAGAGACAUUCCGGACCAUGGAUGUGCAAACUCAAUCAAGUCUCCAAUCUCUGCUGUGGACACGCUCUGAUCAAUCUAGAGGUAAAAAGGCUAAGUUAGAGCAGUGAAUAGAAUCCAAACAUUAUUUUUCCUUGCAAAAAUUAAAUGAAGAAAUGUUUUCACAUGAUGGAAACCAGGGAAAUAAAAAAAACUAUGGAUAUAAAAUCAAAUUACCUUUCACUGUCAUUUGUAAGAGAGCAACCUUAAAAAUAGGGGUCAUUAAAAAUGGAAAGUAUACAUAAAAGCCUUUUUCAGCAGUAUUUGGAGAAAAGAAAAUCUGACUAAUUACACUAACUUAAUUUCACAGUGCUAUCAGAGUGUUCUUCACUGCUGUCACCAAAAUACUUCCACAUCUUAUACCAAACAUAGAGAUGCACAUACCUUGAAAGUAUAUACUACAUCAAGUGAAAUGGAAAUGUAAUAAAUAAAUACAAAUUCUCGCCUGUCUCCAUGUCAUUUGGGAAAAAAGGCUGUUCCAGUUGCCCAUAAGGUCCAUUGUUGCUGUGAGCUCAACAGUUCAGCAGACGGACUGAGGUGUAUUUUCUCAUUAAUGGGAUGCUGUAACCAUGUUGUGUAAUAAAACUCCUUCAAUAGC